AUGACAGAGACGCUCCACAACGCGCCCAUAGUGCUAGACAAUGGGAGUGGGACGAUACGAGCUGGCUUCGCGGGGGAGGACCUCCCGAAAUGCUACUUUCCAUCCUUUGUGGGUAGGCCAAAACAUUUGAGGGUGUUGGCUGGGGCUCUAGAAGGGGAUGUGUUUAUUGGCAAAAGAGCGGAGGAGUUUAGAGGAUUAUUGAAGAUACGAUAUCCCUUAGAGCAUGGCAUUGUCACAGACUGGGAUGAUAUGGAGAGGAUAUGGCAAUUUGUGUAUCAGGAAGAGCUGAAGACUUUGAGUGAAGAGCACCCAGUCCUUCUCACAGAACCCCCCCUAAACCCACGAGCGAACCGGGACACUGCCGCCCAAAUUCUCUUCGAAAACUUCAAUGUCCCGGCACUGUACACCUCCAUCCAAGCUGUCCUCUCACUUUACGCCUCUGGUCGCACAACAGGCAUAGUCCUUGAUGCAGGCGAUGGUGUAUCACACGCAGUACCAGUCUACGAAGGCUUCGCUAUGCCAAGCAGUAUACGGCGAAUCGACGUUGCGGGGAGAGAUGUGACGGAAUAUAUGCAGUUGCUGUUUAGGAAGAGCGGCUAUGUUUUCCACACGAGUGCGGAGAAGGAGAUUGUGAGGAAUAUCAAGGAGAAGCAUUCAUACGUGGCGUUGGAUCCGAAGAAGGAGGAGAAGGAGUGGAUGCAGCAUGCGGGAAGGCCAGAGAGCAAGGUCGUGGAGUAUCCGCUACCGGACGGGAAUAAGAUAAAAAUUGGUUCGGAGAGAUAUCGCGCGCCUGAGAUCCUGUUCGACCCUGAGAUCAUCGGACUCGAAUACCCGGGAAUACAUCAAAUCGUUGUCGAUGCAAUUAACAGGACGGACGUGGACCUUCGGAAAUCCCUGUUUGGCAAUAUCGUGUUGUCAGGGGGCUCAACACUCACAAAGGGUUUCGGAGACCGGCUGCUGCAUGAAGUGCAGAGACUAGCGGUCAAGGACAUGAGAAUCAAGAUCUUCGCUCCUCCCGAGAGGAAAUACAGUACUUGGAUCGGAGGUAGUAUUCUUGCUGGGUUGAGUACUUUCCGAAAGAUGUGGGUCAAUAUCGAUGACUGGCACGAGAACCCUGAGAUCAUUCAUACGAAGUUCAACUAG
Messenger RNA from Letharia columbiana, 1143 nucleotides. RefSeq lists its product as uncharacterized. Lineage: Eukaryota; Fungi; Ascomycota; Lecanoromycetes; Lecanorales; Parmeliaceae. The transcript has 4 exons. The coding region runs from base 1 to 1143 and encodes 380 amino acids. The record is from RefSeq and is a predicted model, not a curated record.